GUUCUCAUGACUCAUUUAGCUUUUACAUCGAUGAAGCUUCUCCAGUUGGUCCUGAACAGCCAGAGACGGUCCAGAAUUUUGUGUCUGUUUUUGGGACUGUGGCUAAAAAGCUGAUGAGGAAGUGGCUGGCUACACAGACCAUGAACUUCACCAGCCAGCUGGGGGCAGGUAUACGGUAUUUUGAUCUUAGAAUUUCCACCAAGCCCAGAGAUCCAGACAAUGAGCUCUACUUUGCUCAUGGUUUAUUCAGUGCCAAAGUCAAGGAGGGUCUGGAAGAGAUCAAUGCGUUUCUUGCUGACCACCCAAAAGAAGUGGUCUUUUUGGAUUUCAAUCACUUCUACGGGAUGCAGAAAUACCAUCAUGAAAAGCUUGUCCAAAUGCUCAAAGACACAUACGGAAACAAAAUGUGUCCUGCUAUAUUUGCCCAUGAAGUAAGUCUCCAGUACCUGUGGGAAAAGGAACACCAAGUGCUGGUGUUCUACCACAGUCCAGUGGCUCUCGAGGUAGCAUUUCUUUGGCCAGGCCAGAUGAUGCCAGCUCCCUGGGCAAACACAACAGAUCCAGAAAAGCUGAUUCAAUUCCUCCAGGCAUCAGUCACUGAAAGAAGAAAGAAAGGUUCCUUCUUUAUAUCUCAAGUAGUGCUGACACCAAAGGCUAGUACGGUGGUGAAGGGGGUUGCUAGUGGUCUCAGAGAAACGAUCACAGAAAGGGCUCUUCCUGCAAUGAUGCACUGGGUCCGAACUCAGAAACCAGGAGAAAGUGGUGUGAACAUUAUCACUGCAGAUUUUGUAGAACUCGGCGACUUUAUCAGCACAGUCAUAAAGCUCAACUAUGCCCUGGAUGGAGGCGAAGAUGACACUACCUGAUAGUCCUAUGAUACGUGUUCUGUUGCAUCGUU
This is a messenger RNA of Nestor notabilis (Kea), 898 nucleotides long. RefSeq names its product phosphatidylinositol-specific phospholipase C, X domain containing 3 (gene PLCXD3). The record is from RefSeq and is a predicted model, not a curated record. Gene Ontology annotation, molecular function: phosphoric diester hydrolase activity. Gene Ontology annotation, cellular component: synapse. Gene Ontology annotation, biological process: lipid metabolic process. The annotation marks the transcript as partial. The transcript is spliced from 2 exons. Lineage: Eukaryota; Metazoa; Chordata; Aves; Psittaciformes; Psittacidae.